Messenger RNA from Entrophospora candida, 638 nucleotides. Lineage: Eukaryota; Fungi; Glomeromycota; Glomeromycetes; Entrophosporales; Entrophosporaceae. The record is from the annotation of a GenBank genome assembly.
AGAAUAUCGAUAAUAAUAAUGAGGCUGUUGUUUCAGAGGAUGCUGGUGGAACUGAUGUUAUGGAUUAUAAUAAUGUCGGUCAUGUUGACGAUAACAAUUAUAAUGAUGACAGGAUUAGUAACGCUUUAGAAAACAAUGUCGAUAAUCUUGAAGUGGUUGUGAUUGAUGUCACAAGUUUUGUUGAUAAUAAUGAUGAUGGGAUUGAAGGUAUUAAUGCUUCGCGGGUUGAUGAUAACAAUGAUCAUAUUAAUAUUAUACAGAAUAAUGAUCACGGUGAUAUUACAACUCCUAUAAUAUCACGUGAAUCACCACUUUACUGUUUUCUAUAUUCACCACCGCAAAUACAGCAGUCUAUACUACAACCAGAAAUUAUAAUAAUUGAUGAUGACGAAGAUGACGAAAAAGAUAAUAAUACGAAUGCAAGUGUUGUUGCUGUUGAAGGAGACACAGAGUCAUUACAAAUAAAAUGUACUAUAUGUUUGGAUUAUCCUAAAAACGUGUCAGCAACUAGCUGUGGUCAUAUUUUUUGCUAUGAAUGUAUAGUUACUGCGGUUAGAGCACAAAAAAUGUGUUCUAUAUGCCGCAAAUCACUUAAUCUUAGGCAAAUUAAAAAACUUGAAUUUAAGACAUCACAAUAA